UUUGGCGCAUGCGUACUACGGCAAAAACGGUGCAGCAAAGCGUGGUCGGAGAGUGGUUCCUCGCUGCAGAGAAACCGCACCGAGGCACCAGGAUUAUGAAAAAGGAAUAAAACGCGAAUUACAGCAGUUUUCCUCACAGGAACACUUUGACAUGAAAAGGAAAGACGCUCAAAUUCCACAAAUCCCAAAUGGAAACGUCCACGUUGAAGAGCACUCCCUCCUGUGAAAUCCAAGGAAAGCGGCGCUGCUGCUUUGUGCGAAGGAGCCCGUCUCGUUUGUUGACCGCAUGAAAAACACAGCGACUCAUUGGACAAUUCCAACCGAGGAGCCAGACGCUAUACAUUCUUUAUUUGUUUUCCGCCCAAAUUCCACUGGCGGGAUGCUUUAGCGCUGCUCUGCUGUGAAGGGCUGAAGAAAAGGACAGCGUGGAAAUAUGGGUGAAGUUGAAGACCCGAAGCCCACGAAGAAGGUCUUCGUGGCACCGGCUGUCAAGCCUUUUGAGCACUAUGACUUCUCCCGGGCUAAGAUCUGUUGCAGUCUCUCAUGGCUGCUGUCCAAAGCAUACGGGGCAGACAGCAUCCCAGCAGACAUGAAAGAGCCCUUCUACACGGACCAGUAUGAGCAGGAGCACCUCAAACCCGCUGUGGCUAGUCUUCUGCUGUCCGCUGACCUCUACUGCCGGGCCGCCAGCCUUAUCCUGAAAGGUGGUAACGGUGAACCUCUACAGGGCCACGACGCUGUCAUCCAGGCUCUGGCCCGGCAAGGACUCUGUGUCACUGACCAUGAUCGGCUUGUCACCAAGAGGGACCUUCAAAAGCGGCCCCUGCAAAUGAGCGCUCAUCUGGCAUUGAUUGACUCUCUGCUGCUAGCGUACGCAGCAAAAACUGUGAGUGUGGAGAAGGUGAUGGCUAGCAUUCGCCAGUAUUCAUCCCGCCACUCUGAGGAGGAUACGCCAUACGAUACAGAGGAUGCCGUCACCACCUGGAUGAAUAAGAUAAAUGAGUAUCUGAGAGACAUUGUGGCUCAGGAGCAGAAGACAAAAAAGGAGACACAAAUUGCAGAGACUGCAGGAAAUCCUCGGUCACCAACCAAGUGGUACAUGAAGCUUGUGCCUGCCCGCUACAGGAAAGAGCAAAGCAGCGCUCAGGUGAUUCCCUGGAUCCCUCCGGUGGAUGACCUGCUGAAGGACAGCACAGAUGGCUCAGCACUGGGUGCUCUCUUGCACUUUUACUGCCCCCAGCUGCUGCCUCUCCAUGAUGUGUGUCUGAAGGAGAGCAUGACACUGGCCGAUCAUCUCUACAACGUGCAACUCAUUCAGGACUUCUGCAGAGACAACCUGGACGGCUGCUGCCACUUCAGUUUGGAGGACAUGUUGUAUGCCUCGUCCAGCCUAAAGAAUAACUAUUUGGCGUUCAUGGCGGAGCUGUUCUGGUGGUUUGAGGACGUUAAGCCCUCUUUUGUGAAGCCUAGAAUCUUGGACCACGAAGCCACAGACCCUUCAUCCUUGUUGAAGAAUAUCCCACCCAUCUCAAAGGCAACCAAGAGCAGCUUCCUGGAAAGACCCCCCAGUCCUGAAAGACCAAGUUUGCCCCUGCGACCUCUGCCUGGAAAUUCAGCUGAAAUCAAAAGGUCAACGUCCAUGUCCUUUGUUGAUAGCAACCUCGGUACCUGGCCCAAAGAGAAAAGGCCCGGGCCCUAUGGAGUCUCCUUUGACAUCCCUUUCAACAAAGAGGAAAAUUCUCCUGCACCUCAUUCCGCCACACGUGGUAUGGUCAGGUCCAUCAGCACUGAUGACGGUUCUGGUUUCAAGGUCCACCAAUUUCCUGGUGGGAUAAAGCGGAACCUGUCCUUCCAGCCAGUGAAUGGUCAAAGCAUUGGCAUUGAGGAGGAGGGUUGCCCAGAUAGCCUAGCGGGAAUGGAACCUGACAGGCAGACCUACCAUGAUGGAUCCUGCAGAGUCACAGCAACAACUCCCUCCAUGGAGGAAGCCCUCCAGAUCAUUCACAGCCCAAGCAGGCCUCCUGUGGAAGGUAUCAACAAUGGCUUCUUCCUGCACAGUCCGGACCUCGGCACAGGCAUCGGUAGCUUGGAGCCAGUGUCCGAGUUGGACUCCAAAGGACUUCUGAGCCCGACGGACACCACAGAGAUUGACACUGGUAUCCACAUUCAUACAGAAGACAUGCUGGAUGAGGAUUCCUCGCUGAAAGACUGCUCUGUGAACAUGGACCUGGACAUGGAUACACCCAGCCCUUGCUCAAGUAGUCAGAGCAAAUCCCCCUCUGCAAUGAGGAUGACCAACUUUGCCGAGCAGAAGAUGAAGAAACUGAAUCCGUCUGCUACCGACUCUGGGCGGGAGAGCAGCAGCUCCCUAAAAACUACACCAGAGGGUUCAGAUUUAGGUCUGCCAUCAGUUUCAUGGGCUCCGACUCCUGAACACAGUCCCAUUCAUCAACAAACACCAACCGUCCCUACUAAAGCGUCAUCUGUCCAGCUUCCGCCCAAUGACCCUGCUCAGGUCAUGGCAACAGAGAUGGUCCAGCUGAGGAUGCGACUAGAGGAGAAAAGAAAAGCAAUUGAAGCGCAAAAGAAGAAGGUGGAGGCGGCUUUUACCAGGCACCGGCAAAAGGUGGGACACUCUGCCUUUCUUACUGUGGUGAAAAGAAAGGGCGACGGAGCGUCAAGUGGGGGCGAUGAAGGGGGCAAAGUUGAUGGCGAGGGCAUGGCUGCAAGUCCCAUCUUGAGGUGUGGUCGAAGCAGCGCAGACACACCUGACGGGGCGGAGCAAAGCAGUACGAGCUCCUGUUGGCAAAAGUCCCCUGGUGGAGGCGAGGAGGGUGGGCAAGGCCACGCCCAGCACACCGAGGCCGAUCUCACCGAGUAUACGCGCUCCAUUGAGAAACUCAACCAUUCUUUGGCCUUCCUCCAGACUGAGAUGCAGCGGCUGGCUCAGCAGCAGGAAGUCAUCAUGGCUAUGAGGGAGAAGCAACAUCAGCAGGCGCGGGUCGCCCCUCCCUCUCACGCAAGCCACUCGCCACAAAAGUACAACCGAGGUGGUGCCGUCACUCGAUCCUCAGGACCUUCCUCCCCAGCAGACUCGCCUCGCCCGGCCCACCGUUCUCCAACCAGCAUCAAGCGCAAAUCCGCCUCAUUCCACUCACGCAACCCUCGCAGCGUCCGCCCCAGUGAACUCAAGUUGGCGCCGUACCACCGUGUCCUCACCGCCCCUCAGUCUGUAGAUAGCAUCCCCCGAUUGCGGCGUUUUUCUCCCUGCCCCCCCACAGCCAGCUCCUUUGUUUACAUGGGGGAGAAGCCGACAGCUUCCGGCCUCCAAUCAGCCAACAAGGAGACAGACUCGCUCCUCUCCCCAGACGGGGAGCUCAGUGGUGUCUGUGCAUCUCCUCCCAGCUCUCCUAAAGGGGAGCAAACACAGGAGGACUCAAAGGCCCAAUGCCAAGAGCCGGAAUCUCCCACCUAUUGCCGCCGCUCCACUGAUAUGGAAACCGUUGGCGUAGAUCUUAAACGUGCACAAACAUCAUUUCCUGAAGUUCUGGCCCAUCCAGUAGUAGAGACCUUCACGGUGACCCCCACAGAGAUCCCUGUGUUGCCGGAAGUCCAGAGCCACCUAAUUGAGGUUCCUCUGUCGGUCGUGAAGCCGCUGGAAGAUCUGACGCUUGAUGGCAGCGUGGAGUUGGAGUUUGGAGGUGUGGAUGUCGCGGAGGAGGAACAGAGGCUGUGUCGUGGCUUCUUCUUCAAGGAGGACGGAAAGGCAGAGGAAAACAUGGCUCAGAAAAGGGCAGCCCUGAUGGAGAAGAGGAUGAGGAGAGAGAAGGAAAGCCAGCAGAGGAAGAUGCAGCAGGAAGCGGAGCUAGAGCAAAAGAAGGAGGAGGCUCGGUUGAAAGCCGAGGAGGAGCGCGUCAGGAAGGAGGAAGACAAGGCCAGGAAGGAGUUCAUCAAGCAGGAGUAUCUCAGGAGGAAGCAGCUGAAGCUGAUGGAGGACAUGGAUACCGUCAUUAAGGCUCGACCAGCCGGCAGCACCAGACAGAGACGAGGGCGACCCAAGUCGAUCCAUCGUGAUAGCCUGGACUCCCCAAAAACUCCCAUCCGAGCUGUAGCAGUCUCCAGCUUGUCCUUGGCAUCCCUCAAUCUGGGAGACGGCGACAGCGUACAAUCAGAGAAGAGAGCACAGAGAAGUGCUAGUUUAGCCUCUGGUAGUCUCCUCUGCUUUCUUAGCUCUCCUAAACUGAGAAGGAGACGGCCGGAUUCUGCAGAUGGUUUCCUGUCCCCAAGUCGUUCCAGUAGCAGGAAUGGGGAGAAGGACUGGGAGAAUGGAUCCACCACCUCUUCCGUUACAUCCAUCACAGAGUACACAGGACCCAAACUCUACAAAGAGCCAAGUGCCAAAUCGAAUAAACACAUCAUCCAGAACGCACUAGCCCACUGCUGCCUCGCCGGAAAGGUCAAUGAGGGGCAGAAGAGCAAGAUCCUAGAGGAGAUGGAGAGAUCGGAGGCCAACAACUUCAUGGUUUUGUUCCGAGACACCGGCUGCCAGUUCCGCUCCCUGUACACUUACUGCCCUGACACCGAGGAGAUCAGCAAACUGGCAGGCAUCGGCCCGAAGAACAUCACACGCAAGAUGAUCGACGGCCUCUACAAGUACAAUUCGGACAAGAAGCAGUUCAGCCUGAUACCAGCCAAAACCAUGUCGGCCAGCGUGGACGCCGUCACCAUCCACAACCACCUGUGGCAAACCAAGAAGCCAGCCACCCCUAAAAAAGUCGUGCCUGUGCCCCAGUCCUGAUGGAAACUGAACAAAAUUGCACUUUCAUCGCAUAUUUUCAUGACGAUUCCAACACCUGCAAUUCCACAUCGUUACUUGUCAUCCCUCAAUCUUCUGCUCCAAAACGACAAACAAUGUACACCACUGAUGAUGAAUGAUGUAAAUAUCUGUAACUUUUUAAAGCCUAGUUAUGUCGGAGUCUAGUUUCUGAAAGCAUGUGAGUACUGUUUUUAUUUCCUAUGUGCCAAAUGUCAAAAACGAAACCGUAUGAAUGCUAGGACAUUUUUCUCAGAACACUGAAGCACUGAAUGUUUACAAUUCAUGUACAGAUUGGUUUUCGUUUGCGAUAUGUUGUUUUUUUGUGAGAGCGCAAUGACGUGAUUGUAACCCGACGUACUCGGUUGCUUUUUAUGUAUUUGAAGGAAACCUUUGUUUAUGGGUAGAUAUGUUUGUAUGUUACAGUACGCAAAUCAAAAGGGCCAAAAAGAUUGCAUACAGCUAGCGUUUGCCACACACCACUUGUGUGUUCAAAUCAACAAAGUCAAACGGUUUCAGCUUUUUCAGGACCAAUUUCUUUGGAGGAAUGUAGGCCAUCACUCCAUCACAUAUCUUGUGAAAGUGACAACAGCGGAAAUGAUUAAUUUGCGAUUUAGUUAUUGCACUGAAAAAGAUGCUUUUGAAUGAUAUCCAGCAUAAAAUGGCCAAAGUGAUUCCUAAGAGCUCUGUUGGUUUUGAAUGGUUCUCAACAUGAAUCAGCCAAGGUAGGAAUCAAAGACCAUAUUUCCUUUCAAAGAUGAAUGCUCUAUCAGAGCCAUGUUUCUUGUCAGUGCUCUGCCAUCUUCAUUUUUACCAUCUUUCCUUUAGUUUCCAGGCAUCCUUGUUCAACCUCAAAGCAGGAACUCGGAUCCAGUAUCCUCUCCAUGUAGAGUGACGCCCUCAUCCAUCACGUCCCAUGUAAAGGUGAUCAAUUUGUGUGUAUUGAACACUUUGGUCUGUGACAGUGUUCCACUUUAGUUUUAAACAUUGUACAAUCACAAAUGGUGCGCACAGACUAAAGCACACACUGACGACUUUUUCUUAGAUCUGUAGAUUCACACUCUCGACAUCAAAGAUGAACGCCUGGUAAUUCUCUUGUAGUCAAUGUGUGUUUGCAAUGAUUAUGAGAGUGUUUUAGCUGCAACAUGUGGAGAUUAGGAAUAUUUUCUACUUUUCUUUGUCGCGGUAGAAGGCUGCAUACGGGUAAAAAAGCCACCACUUUUUUUGAUGUCACGAACACACGUGCUGACAUUUUUAACUUGGGUAGGGGCGGGUAUUUAUGACUGAAAGAGAGCAUGUAUAUUUUGUUUAUGUUUUGCUGUCAUCUGGUAUGCUGGUUUAUUGACCACAAAGGGAGCAAGGGAAUGUGUAAGAUUAUUGUACAGUCGGUGUGUUCAUGUGCAUACUUGCUAUAAGGACUUUUCAUGUACUUCCUUUGGUUUUGCUGCAUUAAAUAAACCCAGCAUGGCCUCCAAAUACAGUAUAGUAUGUGUUUGUAAUUCAGACCUUGCAAAAGCAAUUAGCUUCACUUCAGAUUUGGGACACUGUGCAAAGGCCACAACAUCUGGAUUGAUUUUUAAACUUUAGACCGUAAUCGUUUUGAUAGUGACAAU
Molecule: messenger RNA, 6426 nt
Organism: Doryrhamphus excisus (bluestripe pipefish)
Lineage: Eukaryota; Metazoa; Chordata; Actinopteri; Syngnathiformes; Syngnathidae
Gene: camsap2a
Product: calmodulin regulated spectrin-associated protein family, member 2a
Biological process (GO): negative regulation of microtubule depolymerization; neuron projection development; cytoplasmic microtubule organization
Cellular component (GO): microtubule minus-end
Molecular function (GO): microtubule minus-end binding; spectrin binding; calmodulin binding
Source: RefSeq, a predicted model, not a curated record